CAUGGGCAGCGUCAGCAGCCUCAUCUCCGGCCACGGCUUCCACAGCAAGCACUGCCGGGCUUCCCAGUACAAGCUCCGCAAGUCCUCACACCUGAAAAAGCUCAACAGGUACUCGGACGGGCUGCUCCGCUUCGGCUUCUCCCAGGACUCUGGCCACAAGUCCGGCUCCAAGAGCAGCAAGAAUGAGGAUUUCUUCUACAUCAAGGUCAGCCAGAAGUCGCACGGCCCCCACCGUGAGUACCCGGCGCUGGUCGGCGGGGAGCUGUGCGGCCAGCCCGGGGCCAGCAGCGGCGACUUCGCGGUGCCCACGCCGCAGAAGCUGAUGCCCUUCCCCGGUCAGCUGGAAGCGGGCACAGAGAAGCCGUCUGCACGACCAACCGCCUUCAAGCCGGUGCUGCCUCGUGCCGGCGCCAUCCUCCACUCCUCCCCGGAGAACGGGGGGCACCUCUCCCAGCAGCUGCACCCCCCAGACAAAGCCAAGGAGCAGGAGCUGCGGCCCCGGUGCUCGGGGGGCCUGUCUGACUCCGGCAGGAACUCCAUGUCCAGCCUCCCCACACACAGCACCAGCAGCAGUUACCAGCUCGAGCCCCUCGUCACGCCCAUGGGACCCAUCAGCCGCUUCGGGGGCUCAGCCCACAACAUCCUGCAGUGUGCCAUCAUCCAGGACAGCAACAUGAUGAGCCUCAAAGCCAUGUCCUUCUCUGACGGAGGCAACAAGAUCCUGAACCCUGGCAAAGCCCCCCACCACCACCACGCUGCCGAGAAGGCCGCUUGCAUCCGGUCGCCCAUCUCCACAGAUGAGUCCACCAUCCAGGAGCUGGAGCAGAAGCUGCUGGAGAGGGAGGGAGAGCUACAGGAGCUUCAGUCGAGCUUCGAGGAGAAGGAAGUCAGCUCCUGUCAGGCUUAUGAGGAGAAGCAGCGGCGCUGCAAGGAAGAGCUGGAGGGCCUCAAGCAGAAAUGCAACAGCAAGCUCAAACAAACCUCGCAGAAAACGCAGCGCACGCAGCAGGUCCUUCACCUCCAGGUGUUUCAGCUGCAGCAGGAGAAGAAGCAGCUCCGGGAAGAGCUGGAGAACCUCAUGAAAGAGCAAAAUCUGCUGGAGACCAAGCUGAGGUCCUAUGAGAAGGAGAAGACCAGCUUUGCCCCGGCACUGGAGGAGACCCAGUGGGAGGUGUGCCAGAAGUCGGGAGAGAUCUCCCUCCUGAAGCAGCAGCUGAAGGAGUCCCAGACAGAGCUCAACACCAAGACUGCCGAGAUCCUCAGCCUGAAGGCGCAGCUGAAGGAGCUGAGGGUGAAGAUGGAAGGGCUGGAGAUGAAGACUCAGGACCUGGAGGGUUCCCUGCGCACCAAAGCCAUGGAGCUGGAGGUGUGUGAGAACGAGCUCCAGCGCAAGAAGAACGAGUCAGAGCUGCUGAGGGAGAAGGUGAACCUGCUGGAGCAGGAGAUCGUGGACCUGCGCACGGAGCUCGCCGUCCUGAAGGAGCAGCUGAGCGACGCCCGGGAGGUGACGAGACCCUGUGCUGCAGGGGACGACGCUCAGGCCCUGCAGGGAGAGCUGGAGAGGCUGAGGGCAGAGCUGAAGGCUGAGCGGGACAACAACGAGCAGAUGACCUCCAGCUUCCAGCACGAGCGGCAGACGUGGAAGGAGGAGAAGGAGAAGGUGAUUCACUACCAGAAGCAGCUGCAGCAAAGCUACCUGCACAUGUACAAGAGGAACCAGAACCUGGAGAAGAUGCUGCAGCAGCUGGCUGCAGGGGAGGACGGCAAGGAGCCCAUCGAGCUGGACAUACCCGGCGCUGACGUCCCCUACGAGGACAUCAUCGCCACCGAGAUCUGAGCCAGGGCUGCCUUCUCCUUGCAGCUCGGGGACAGGGUGGGCACCUCUCCCAGGUGAGAAGCGCUGCCCCGCAGCUCAGCCUGCGCCUUGUACAGUUCACAUGAGCCAUGUAUUUAUUGUCAGGGCUGGUGGCCCGGGCAGCUCGCCAGCCCUCCUGUCCCCCCUCCCUGCGGCGGUGCCUCCGCUGCCUGUCGUGUUACACACGUGAAGAAGCAACUUGUGCCAAUGGUGACGUGCCAGCAGCUCCCCCUCACCCCACUCCACAGCCCUCCUGCCCCCUCGUAGGGCUGAAGCUGGGGACAGGCAGGGAACAGGACUUCAGAAAACAAUCUCCCGUCAGGUAACGAGAUGAUGCAAGACUCCCAGGGGACCUUCUGCUCCAGGCUUGGAGGGAUCGUGUGCUGGCACAGCUCUGGAGAUGGGGACACUACAGCCCUUCCCACCACCUUCAAGAGGCCGUGGCACGUUUCCAUCUGCUCCCUGCCCGCAGCCUGGAGGAAGCACCGCGCUGCUCUCACCCCUUGAACCUUCCUCCGGUCGCCGUGGGACCAAGGAGCCUCCUCCCUCCACCAGCACAGGCUGCAUAUCUACUUUUCCUGUCCUUUGGCUGCUGUAGUGCCUCAGGAAGGACCCUCCCCACACACAGCCCCUCACCUCGUUACAACCAACCCCUUUCACUAAGGAGCACAGCCCACCUGCACCAGCCUUGGGCACAUCCCUGCACGGCCAUGGCUGCCCAGCGCUCCCCACUCCCACAGACAAGCACUCUGUCCCUUCUCUGCAGCUGCCAGAUAGUCACCUGAUUUAAGAGUUAACAGAAAAUUCCAAGCCACAUCUUGACCUGAGGAACUGAGGGGAAAUCAGUUGUGUUUGCCCCACAUGCUCUCACAUGCUCGUGGUGACCGUCCCUCUCGGGAACCGCGGCUGCCUUAUCUCCUCCUGUGCCCUCACAUAACACAGGAUCCCAUCAACAGGACCCCAAAACAACCUCUCAGUGUGUUUUCUACCCCAGCUCUUAAAACCUGCUCCUGCCAGCAGCGAGUGGAUCAGGGCUCUGAGCACAUCACCAGCAGUGGCUCCUAUCCUCCCCAGGCUGGCACAGGAGGGAACCAGCCGGCAUCCAGCUUGCCAGGGUGGAGGUCUGCAGGCAGGACCACUUUGUGCCAGUGCAACAGUAUUUUCACUGCAAUGUUUGUUUACCCACUAACAAGCUGGGCACCAGCCUGGGAAGCCCCAUCCCAGGGCUGUGAGUGGGUUCUUUGCACGAUCCCUUGCUGCAAAUUUGGCCAAGGGCUCCAAGCUGUGCACAAGCAGCAGAAUUCAGCAUCCUUUCCCCAGCUCCAGCCUGCCUGUAAAGGCAACACACAGGAACCAGUCUGUGCCUUCUGCACCUGCCCCCAGCCUCUGCCACGUGCCAUCCCACCGGUCCCGGUGCCAUCACGGCACAAGCCAGUCCGUAGCCAUGGGCCACUGGAGAAAAGCCAACCUCAAACCCCAGUCCCAGUCCUGCGGCUGUAGGUCAGGGCCACGCUGGGCCACACAGCCUUUGCCCACACCUGCCGAAGGAUGUCCUGCAGAGAAGAGCAGAAGCUGAAGGGCAGCACCCAGCCCCCGAGGCCUGAAGGGAUCUCCUGCAUCAUCCAAGCCAUAGCCCUGCACCCCAGGCUCCUCACCCCCCGCACAGCCCACGGACACGGGGCCCAAUGCGGCGGGUGCUGAGGGGCGCAGAGCCCUCCCCACCUGCCCUGUCCCACAGCCCCCGGCGAGGCAAUGCCCGUGCCCCCUGUCGCUGUAUCCCCGUGCCGCCAGCCCCUCCCCGCCAGCGCUGCCCGGAGCCGAGCCGUGCCCAGAGCCGAGCCAAGCCGAGCCGAGCUGAGCCGUGCCCAGCUGCCUUUGCACAAUGCUGUGUGCCCCCGUCGCGUCGCGGGGGUCGCCAGGGGAGCUGCAGCCUCCCCCCCACCCCCAAUCCCACGGGCU
This is a messenger RNA of Colius striatus (speckled mousebird), 3814 nucleotides long. RefSeq names its product leucine zipper tumor suppressor 1 (gene LZTS1). Gene Ontology annotation, cellular component: dendritic spine. Bases 2 to 1837 code for a protein of 611 amino acids. NCBI's taxonomy places the organism in Eukaryota, Metazoa, Chordata, Aves, Coliiformes, Coliidae. Gene Ontology annotation, biological process: regulation of synaptic plasticity; regulation of dendrite morphogenesis. The transcript has 3 exons. The record is from RefSeq and is a predicted model, not a curated record.